This is a messenger RNA of Empidonax traillii (willow flycatcher), 766 nucleotides long. RefSeq names its product protein GPR15L-like. NCBI's taxonomy places the organism in Eukaryota, Metazoa, Chordata, Aves, Passeriformes, Tyrannidae. The record is from RefSeq and is a predicted model, not a curated record. The transcript has 3 exons. The coding region runs from base 128 to 358 and encodes 76 amino acids. Gene Ontology annotation, molecular function: G protein-coupled receptor binding.
CCAAAUCUCCACCCAUUCUGAACAGAGCAUUCCUUCCACUGUACCUUAUAAAAAGGUAUGGUUGUGCCGAAGGAGACCAGAACACACCUUCAGCCUCCUUGAAAACAUCUUGUGACCAGUUGGAAGGAUGAAGCUCCUGGCACUUUGUGGCUUUUUGUUUGUCUGUCUCUUGUGCCUCAGUGCCUUUGCUGCAGAAGGUCAGAAGGCUAGAAAAGUCUGCUGCUCAAUAGUACCCAAGCGCAAUAAAAAAGCUCAUAAAGGUGUAAGUUUCAAAAUGACUCCAAAGAACAUAAAGAAAUACUGCAGGCCUUGUCCUGAGGUUCUGGUGGCUCCUGGACCCCUUCCACAGCUAAAAUGAGAACACUGAGAGGAGGGGGGAAGGCAUCUGCCCAUCAACACAUCUCACAGUGCUUCACUUGAUGGAGGGCCCUCCUUUCACAGACAGCACAUGAGUGUAUAUUCGUUUUGUUUUGGGAAAGGCUUUAGUACUGUUUAUUCCUUUUUCUUGUUAAUACUGACCUGGCAGCUAAAGUCAGGCAAAGUUUUCUGGCUGCCACCAGACUUUGUGCCAGUUGCAUAUUCCUCCACACCAAACAGGGAUUUACCUCCUCAAGUACAAGGAGGAGAAGAACUGGUUGAAGAGGUGGCUAAAUCGUGUUGGUUUGCAUUUCUGGGUUAUCUAAAAGAUGGUAAAGGGCUGAUGCUAUUGUUUCUAGUUAUGAGUGUACAUGUAUACUUUUUCUAUGAAUUAUUUAUGUUAUAUUAU